GGCGGAAGCGGAAAUGAGGAAGAGACCCACGUGCUGGGCUAUGUGAGGCAGGAGCGCGUGCAGCAGCAGUGAGAAAAAUGAAGAGACCGAAGUUGAAGAAGGCGAGCAAGCGGGUAUCAUGCUCCAAACGCUUCAAAAUACAGAAAAAGGUUCGAGAACACACCCGUAAACUACGGAAAGAGGCAAAGAAAAAAGGAAUAAGCAGAAAGCCGAAGAAAGAUGUUGGAGUACCAAACAGCGCACCUUUCAAAGAGGAAGUGCUUCGAGAAGCUGAACAGAGGAAACAGGAGCUUGAAGCCUUGAAAGAGCAAAAUAGGAUUACAAAGCAGCAAGAAAGAGCAGCGAAGAGGAAGAAGGGAAAAGAGGCUGAAGCUGAACCCACUCCCAAGAAAUCUAAAAAGGGGGAGAAAGCUAAAGAAGCAAAGGCCACAGCAGCUAAAGAAAAAAGUGCUAAAACCUUUAGAUGCUGUGAGCUGAACAAGGUGAUUGAAGCUUCUGACGUGAUAGUGGAAGUCUUAGACUCCAGGGACCCUCUAGGCUGCCGCUGUCCUCAGCUAGAGGAAACAGUCCUGAAACAUGAUGGAAAGAAAAAACUCUUGUUCAUAUUGAACAAAAUAGAUCUUGUUCCUAAAGAGAAUGUAGAGAAAUGGCUCAAAUACCUUGAAGCUGAAUGCCCAACCUUUGUCUUCAAAGCAUCAACACAACUGCAGGACAGAACUGUGCUACAGAAAAAGCAGAGAGCAGCUAAUGCUGUUUUGGAUCACAGCAGAGCAGCUUCAUGUUUUGGCAGUGAUUCUCUUCUACAGGCACUUUGUGAUUUGGCAAACAAGAAAGAUGACGAGAGCAUGCUCAAAAUUGGUGUUGUCGGUUUCCCUAAUGUUGGAAAAAGCAGCAUCAUCAAUAGCCUGAAAGAAAUCAGAGCUUGCAAUGUUGGUGUACAGAGGGGACUGACCAGAUGUAUGCAGGAAGUGCAUAUUUCUAAGAGAUUGAAGAUGAUUGACAGCCCAGGGAUCGUGGCGGCACCUUGUAACCCAGGUGAUGUGAUGGCUCUCAGGAGCUUGCAGGUGGAGGAGAAAGAGGAGUGUCCACUGGAAGCAGUCAGGACUCUACUCAAACAGUGCAAUCAGCAACAUAUAAUGCUGCAAUAUAAUGUCCCAGACUACAGAAACUCUUUGGAGUUCUUGACCACGUUUGCCAAGAAACGAGGCUUCCUGCAGAAAGGUGGAGUACCAAACACAGAGCUGGCAGCGACAGCAUUCCUCAAUGAAUGGACUGGGGCUAAACGUAGCUACCACAGUAGAGUUCCAGAGCGACUGGGCCUCCCCUCCUUCCUCUCUGAUACCAUGGUGACAGAUCUGCAAUCGGGUUUGGAUAUGGACAAAGUGCGGAAAGGCAAUGAGGAUGUUAUCAAAGGUGUGCGGUUUCCAAAUCUAGCAAGCAGCAUAAGUUUUAACUCAAAGGGUUUCACUGCUGGUGUGUUGAGUGUCAGUGAGCUACCUAAAGAGAUUCCGACGUCAAGAACAACAGCAGAUGUGGAGGUGAUGGACAUGACGGCCAACACAGAUGAGCCUGAGGUUGAAACCCCUGAUUCUACGAUGCUGACACAGAUAUGUCAAUCAAUACAGAAGAGCGAAGGCAAAUCAGCUAAAACUGUAAAGUUUGUCCCAAUCAACACAGACCUGACUUCAAUUCAACAGAAUAACAACAAUGAUGACGCAUAUGACUUCAACACAGACUUCAAGUAAAAUGCCGGCAGCAGCAAUGAGCAAAGUUUGGUAUCUGGGACUAUGUUUGUUUUGUUUGUGUUUAAAAAGGACCGAGAGGAAUCAGAUUCUGGGACAGUACUCAAUUUGAGUGCAUAUAAUGGAAUCUGUAUAUAUAAGGGUUUGCUGAAUUUAACUCAAUUUUGUCUAUGUAUUAAAUCAAUAUAAUUGUUUCAUCUGGUGUAUUGAGAUUUCGGUCAUUUGACAAAAUAAAAGUGUAUACUUUUGCAUUGUAUACAAAA
Molecule: messenger RNA, 2005 nt
Organism: Xyrauchen texanus (razorback sucker)
Lineage: Eukaryota; Metazoa; Chordata; Actinopteri; Cypriniformes; Catostomidae
Gene: gnl3
Product: guanine nucleotide binding protein-like 3 (nucleolar)
Exons: 15
Coding region: 78-1745 (555 amino acids)
Cellular component (GO): nucleolus
Molecular function (GO): GTP binding
Source: RefSeq, a predicted model, not a curated record